Molecule: messenger RNA, 573 nt
Organism: Rotaria sordida
Lineage: Eukaryota; Metazoa; Rotifera; Eurotatoria; Philodinida; Philodinidae
Source: the annotation of a GenBank genome assembly
AUGGCAACGUUUUAUUUGUUCAUUAUCAUUGUAUUAUUAUCAUUAAAUUUUUUUCAAUCAAUAAAUUCAGAAUCAACAAAUUCAACUUCAAUAUUCAAUUUAUAUGAUAAUUCAACAAUAAGAAUUAAUAUUAUAGAAAAUAAGAUUAAUCAAACAUCAACAUCAACAAAUACAUAUUUCAAUACGACGACAAUUUUUAUUGUUAAUACGAAAAUAAAUUCAUCGGAUAUAACUACGAAAACAAAUGAAAUAAUAUUAACAACAACAACUUCACAAUCUUCUAUUUCAUUAAAUACACCUUCUAUAACAGAAUCAACUACUUUCGAUAUUAACAAUAAUCAUUCCAAAAAAUCAUCGUCAAGAUCAAAAUGGUGGUUAUUAAUUGCACUUAUAAUAACAGUAGUGGCUGUUACUAGUAUUGCAAUCAUCUAUCAUCAACGACGACAAACACCAUAUAGACGAUUUCUUCGAAAUUGGCAAGCACGUGAUGAUGAUGCAGAUAAUACAAUUCUUCAACUCGAACAACCUGAUCUAAUAAAUAAUCAAUGGCCACAUCAAAUCUCUUUAGUUUAG